UGAACUCUGAACUCCCUGUGGCAGUAUAACUACUUUCCCUUACCCUUUCUACUCCUGCUCUUCCUACAUUGCCCUUUAUAAUAUACAAAAAAGCUUGGAGUUGGAGUCUUCUUCAUUGUUUUUCACUUUUUUUCUCAUCGUAUCCCAGUUUUGGUUUGAUUCAAGAAGGAACAGUUGCCAUGUGGUGAAUUCAGAUGUCAGCACAUGGCUUCUUCCCAAAUAUCCAUGCACCCCUUAAACCCCACUACUUUCUACUGUCACCCAAUGCAGAGAGAGAUACCAGCUGUUUUGGAUUUCCUAGGAAAAUCCCCCUUCCACGUUUCCUUUUUUUUUUAUAUGUCCAAUCCCAUGCAUAAACAACAAGCAACAAGGAAUUGUAGGACAUCUCAGCUAAUCUCAUAUUGAUUAAUCUGGGGUUAUGAUAUCACUUUGCUCACCAUUUCACAGACUCACACUUCCCAAGCUUCAUCCAAAA
Linum tenue is the source of this 475-nucleotide messenger RNA. NCBI's taxonomy places the organism in Eukaryota, Viridiplantae, Streptophyta, Magnoliopsida, Malpighiales, Linaceae. The record is from the annotation of a GenBank genome assembly.